CUUUAAUUGAAGUAAAAGCAGGAACGAAUCUUUAUGGCAAGUGUCAAGUUGCAAUGCGUCACUGAUGUCUAAACAGCACCGUUCAUUGGUCUGUGGUAUCCAACAAACUCUUCAUCGACUACACAGUGAAUAGUACUGACUGGCACAUACCAAUGAAUGGUGUUAUCUAAAAUAGCAAUGACUUGACAACUUGUCGUAUGAUCAGAUUAAUUUCCUUUCACCAACAUCCCAUGGCACUGACACACUCUGCACUGCUCAGUGUUCAAGGACACCGUGCCAUCCUGCGAGAACCGUGGUGGACGGCGGGCCAAUGGACAUUGGCCCCACCCCUUGCACAAGCGUGGUGGCGGACGCCUAGCACUGUACGCCUGCGGAUCAUGGCUGGGGCCUGGAUGCUCAUCUCCUUCGUCUUAGCCACCAUCUACCGCUCGAACCUCAAGGCCAUGCUGAUCCUGCCGUACAUCAACCUUCCCUUCAAUUCCGUGGAGGAGUUGGUACAGACAGACAUACUCUGUUAUGUCUUGGAGGAGUCGGUUUAUCUCGCUAAUAUAAAGGUGGAAGACAGAAUUUGGACGGUCUCAUUACCUCCAUCCAUCAGACGAAGUAAGCAUACAAUAAACUUUUCACUUGCAUUGCAGGCCGCUGAGCCAGGUACAGCAGUCAACAAGUUACAGAAGCAGCUGGUAAUACACGGAGACGAUGUGCGAGCCGCCAGGGAUUUCCACCAAGGAAAAAUGGCAGCCAUAUCAAGCACUUUCACCCUAUGGACUCUAACAACCCGAAGUUGUGACUAUUACAUCGCGGACACCCUCUUCACCACCUCCACUUCAUCCUUCAGCUUCUUUUUCCCUAAGGGGUCAGAGUUAAAGCCCAUAGUUAAUUCCAUCCUGCGUCGUCUGAUGGAGGGGGGCAUAAUAGAUCAUUUAUUGCAAUCAAACUUUCAUGAGGCCAAAAAAUGCUACAAGAAGCUUUCCAUCACCUCCACCGCCACCCUCAGGCCACUGGAACUUGGGGAUUUCUACGGAAUUUUCUCGCUCUUUGGAGGAGUUCCAGUAUGUAUCGAGCCUGUGGGCUGGGAGGUGGCAGUGAGGGAGACGGAGGCCCACUCAUUGGGACCAGAUGACGCUGCGCUCAACUUGCAGGUUAAUUUCUCGCGAAAUAAGGCAAAACACAGCAUAAGCGUGUAA
Messenger RNA from Portunus trituberculatus (swimming crab), 1187 nucleotides. RefSeq names its product glutamate receptor 4-like. The transcript has 6 exons. Gene Ontology annotation, cellular component: membrane. Gene Ontology annotation, molecular function: ligand-gated monoatomic ion channel activity. The record is from RefSeq and is a predicted model, not a curated record. NCBI's taxonomy places the organism in Eukaryota, Metazoa, Arthropoda, Malacostraca, Decapoda, Portunidae. Bases 198 to 1187 code for a protein of 329 amino acids.